This is a messenger RNA of Magallana angulata, 2923 nucleotides long. Its product is annotated as ras-related protein Rab-40B-like. The transcript has 6 exons. Gene Ontology annotation, cellular component: endosome; plasma membrane; synaptic vesicle. NCBI's taxonomy places the organism in Eukaryota, Metazoa, Mollusca, Bivalvia, Ostreida, Ostreidae. Gene Ontology annotation, biological process: intracellular signal transduction; protein localization to plasma membrane. Gene Ontology annotation, molecular function: GTPase activity; GTP binding. The record is from RefSeq and is a predicted model, not a curated record. The coding region runs from base 179 to 979 and encodes 266 amino acids.
UGCGCAAAUUGUUGAUGUGAUCUAUGUUUACAUGUUAUUAACAAAUUUUGGCCACAUCUGUGACGUAUUUGCAACAUGUAGCUUCAGACGAUAUGCCUCGCCUAUGAAAAAUGUAGAUUUAUGAACAUUUCUCCGUACUUAGCUGUAAAAAGCGUUCUUUAAAAGACAUGGUGUUAUAAUGUGCUCUUUGCAAAACGGUCCUGGAUCUCCGAAGCCGUAUGAUUACUUACUGAAGUUUUUACUGGUGGGAGACAGUGAUGUUGGGAAGGAAGAGCUGCUCAGUGGGAUGGAGGAUGGUGCGACGGAAUCCCCUUAUCCUAGUACUGAUGGUAUAGACUACAAAACCACCACAAUCCUUCUGGAUGGGAAGAGGGUAAAACUACAGCUGUGGGACACCUCUGGCCAGGGACGUUUCUGUACUAUAUUUAGAUCUUACUCCAGGGGAGCUCAGGGCAUUCUUUUAGUGUAUGACAUAACAAACAAAUGGUCCUUUGAUGGAAUAGCAAGAUGGAUCAAGGAAAUUGAUGAGCAUGCACCAGGUGUUCCUAAAAUAUUAGUCGGAAAUCGGCUGCACAUGGCGUACAAGCGACAGGUUAGUGAACAGAUGGCGGAGUCCUACGCUCUGAAGAAUGACAUGGCUUUCUUCGAGGUCAGCCCUCUGUGUGACUUCAAUGUAACAGAAUCAUUUGCAGAACUCUCCAGGGUAGCGUUAAAACGCAAUGGAAUGAGAAGGACCUGGGGAACUGAUAAAGUGCUUUCGUUGAAGGAGAUUGCUUGUCGGUGCAUAGUGGCCAACACCACUAUUUAUGGAAUAGACAGACUUCCUUUGCCUCAUUCACUGACUUCUCACCUCAAAUCUUAUGCACUGACAAAUAAAACCCGAGUUCGAAUGCAGAGCUUUGUUCACCGAAAGAUCAAAUAUCUCAACCCCACGGACACACCACCCGCCCACUGUCGACAGAGUUGCUGCAUCAGCUAACAGUGGCAAUUUGGCAGUCGUCAUUCUGCUGCUCACUCCAUAGUUGAUCUGCAUCGGCUUUGUGAAUUUUGCUUCAUGGAGGUCAACAUUAAAGUUAGAGUAUUCCUCUUUUUGAUACUGAAUUUCAAAGGCAUUAUUUAGUGGUAGAUAUAGCUUGUAAUAUUCUGUUUUACAGAAACUUUGCAGCAUUGAACAUGCAAAUGAAUGUUGUUGCCUUUUUUUUUUUAAUAGAAAUGAACUUUUUUUUUCAUUGUAUUAAGUUUGUAUCAGUUGUUCAUAGGGCUUCAAGUUCUUGGUCGAAUAAAGGUGUACUAAUGUACAUGACAUGUAUUCAUAUUAAUGAAAUAGGGUGUUUCUAAACAUUCCUGAACAUGUGAUAACCAUCUUGAAACAAACUUUUCAAAUAAUGAUCUUGUCAUCAAUGCAGUCGGUUGUCUUCUGCUUUUAAAGACAAACAUUUCUUCCCUUUAAUUUAUAUGUAUAAGCAAGAUUAGUUGCCAUGAGUUGGGUAUUUUUUGUAUCCCUCAGUAACAGCUCUCUAUAGUACUGAUCUUGUUAAUUAUCUUUGCAAAAUAAGUUUUAGUAGCAUAGAAAGCUUAAAAUUGAAAAUUGUGUGUGUGUUUGUGUGUUUGUUUGUUUGUGUGGUAUUAGUGCUAGUCAUGAUCGGUAUCAGUGAUUGAGACAUGUUAAAACUUUGUAUGUGUGUCUGUUUGUAUGGUUAGUGUGAGAGAAUGUGUCCCCCCUGUAAAGUAUUAUUGUUGUGAUCUCGAGAUGUAAAUAACAUUGCACAUUGAAUACCAACCAAAAGAUAUUAAAUCAGCAAGAAAAAGCAGAUUAAUUUGAUAAAAAAAAAAAAAAACAACAAUAUUUUGUGAAUGUCCCUUAAUUUUUUUUUUUUACUGUUAUUUUUCCAAAACUGUUAAUAUAAAUUUAAUAUAACAGAAAUAUGAUAAAGCUUUCCUCUUCAUAAUUUUUUCUAUGAUAUAUUUUCACAGCAUCAAUUUCUUUCUCACUUCUCAUUUUCAUCCUCCUUCAAAUGUAAUUAAAAGCAUAAUUUUUUUAUAUGAAACACAUUUUUCACACUUUAUGCAGCCAUGUAAACUAUAUACAACAUGUACCUCUGUAGCAAGAUUGUCUCAUUGGUUGGUAUAUUGUAAAAACAUCUGCAUACAUUAACUUGGUUUGAAAGACUGCAAGGCAGGUGCUAAAACAUCAAAAGAUUAACAUGUACCGGUAGUUUCAUCUAGGAAAACUUGUGUACAUGUUUACAUGUAGAUUAUUGUAUAGCUGUAAAUGUACAGUGUACCGGUAUGUAAAAACUUGCACGUACAUGUAUAUUAUUAUGAAUAAUAUUUUGAAGAAAUUCAGGCAGUUUUUGUUACAAAUUUCCUCCCAGCUAAAAUCAAAAGUCGAAGAAUAUGCAAUGACAUCGGAAAUAGAGUUUAUUUUUUAUGGAACAAAUUUUCCAUUUUUUCCCAUUUUUCAACUACCAAGUACUCUCAAGCAGUACUUUUGUUAUGUUGCAUCAAAAUUGUCUUUUUUGGAAAUUCUGAAGUUUGAUUAUUAGAUUUUGUACGGUAGUCAGAUAGAAACUUGAUACCAUAAUAUGGUUGUGUUUGCUCUAUUUAUUUGCAUUUAACUUAAAACUAUGUAUUCAGCUGUAAAUAUUUGUUUGUUGUGUUGGUGCUAAAACCAGAUUUUGUACUUUUCCAUAACUAUUAUACAAAAAAAUCAGUAUAUGUGUAGUCAAAGGUAGUGGUUAAUUUUUUUUGUACGUUUUUGGUGCAAUUAUCUACUUUUUAUAACUUAAAUACUUGUGCUGAUCAAAUUUCUUAAUUUUUGCUAUUAUGAAAAACAUUUGUCUACUGUCAAUAACUGUAUUUGAAUUCUAUAUGUGACAUGUGACAUUUACAUAAUGGUGAUAAUAAAAAUGGAAAGUCAUAG